AUGAUGCCGUUUCCGGUGACAACCCCGGGAUCACAACAGACGGCGCCGCCGCAGAAGCACUAUGGCAUCUCCUCCCCUAUCAGUCUAGCAGACCCCAAGGAGACUGACUGCAUACUUACCCAGAAAUUAAUUGAAACCCUGAAGCCCUUUGGGGUUUUUGAAGAGGAAGAGGAACUGCAGCGCAGGAUUUUAAUUUUGGAAAAAUUAAAUAAUCUAGUAAAGGAAUGGAUACGAGAAAUCAGUGAAAGCAAGAGUCUUCCACAAGCUGUAAUUGAAAAUGUUGGAGGAAAAAUUUUUACAUUUGGCUCUUACAGAUUGGGAGUACAUACAAAAGGUGCUGAUAUUGACGCGUUGUGUGUUGCACCAAGACACAUUGAUCGAAGUGACUUUUUCACCUCCUUCUAUGAUAAAUUGAAACUACAGGAAGAAGUAAAAGAUUUAAGGGCUGUGGAGGAGGCAUUUGUACCAGUUAUCAAACUGUGUUUUGAUGGAAUAGAGAUUGAUAUUUUGUUUGCAAGAUUAGCACUGCAGACUAUUCCGGAAGAUUUGGACCUAAGAGAUGACAGUCUGCUUAAAAAUUUAGAUAUUAGAUGUAUAAGAAGCCUUAAUGGUUGCCGGGUAACCGAUGAAAUUUUACAUCUAGUACCAAACAUUGACAACUUCAGGUUAACUCUGAGAGCCAUCAAAUUGUGGGCCAAAUGCCACAAUAUCUAUUCCAAUAUAUUAGGUUUUCUUGGAGGUGUUUCCUGGGCUAUGCUAGUAGCAAGAACUUGUCAGCUUUAUCCAAAUGCGAUAGCAUCAACUCUUGUACAUAAAUUUUUCUUAGUAUUUUCUGAAUGGGAAUGGCCAAAUCCAGUGUUAUUGAAAGAGCCUGAGGAACAGAAUGUUAAUUUGCCUGUAUGGGACCCAAGAGUAAAUCCCAGUGAUAGGUACCAUCUUAUGCCUAUAAUUACACCAGCAUACCCACAGCAGAACUCCACAUACAAUGUGUCUGUUUCAACCAGGAUGGUCAUGAUUGAGGAGUUUAAACAAGGGCUUGCCAUCACACAUGAAAUUUUGCUGAGUAAAGCAGAGUGGUCCAAACUUUUUGAAGCACCAAGCUUCUUUCAAAAGUACAACCAUUAUAUUGUACUUCUGGCAAGUGCACCAACAGAAAAACAACAUCUAGAAUGGGUGGGUUUGGUGGAAUCAAAGAUCCGAAUCCUGGUUGGAAGCUUGGAGAAGAAUGAAUUUAUUACACUGGCACGUGUGAAUCCCCAGUCAUUUCCAGCACCCAAAGAAAAUCUCGACAAAGAAGAAUUUCGUACAAUGUGGGUGAUUGGGUUGGUGUUAAAAAAGCCAGAAAACUCUGAAAUUCUCAGUAUUGAUCUCACCUAUGAUAUUCAGUCUUUCACAGAUACGGUGUAUAGGCAAGCAAUAAAUAGUAAGUUGUUUGAAAUGGAUAUGAAAAUUGCUGCAAUGCACUUAAGAAGAAAGGAACUUCAUCAACUACUACCUAAUCAUGUGCUUCAGAAAAAGAAAACACAGUCAACAGAAGGUAUAAUGUCAACAGCUUUGAAUGACAACAGCUUCAGCUUGUGUGUAGGCAGUGAAAAUAUGUCUGUGCCUUCACCUACUAUUGCUAUGAAGACUGGCCCAUUGACUGGUAGCUCUCAGGGCAGAAAUAGUCCUGCCUUGGCUGUAAUGGGAGCAUCUGUGACCAACAUACAGGCUACUGAAGUUUCCUUGCAACAGACGAAUCCCAGUGAAAGCUCAGGGGUUGCAUCAAGUGAAAGUAUUCUUCAGACUGCCUCACAACCUGCUGUUUCUCCACCACCGAAGCCCACUGUCACCAGAGCUGUUUCUUCAGCAUGUCUGGUGAACACCCACCCAGACCUUCAGGAAGCACAGCAACAAACAUAUCCAAUCCUAUAG
Molecule: messenger RNA, 1914 nt
Organism: Cynocephalus volans (Philippine flying lemur)
Lineage: Eukaryota; Metazoa; Chordata; Mammalia; Dermoptera; Cynocephalidae
Gene: PAPOLB
Product: poly(A) polymerase beta
Cellular component (GO): nucleus
Molecular function (GO): RNA binding; poly(A) RNA polymerase activity
Source: RefSeq, a predicted model, not a curated record